Messenger RNA from Saccostrea cuccullata (small rock oyster), 2727 nucleotides. RefSeq lists its product as uncharacterized. The record is from RefSeq and is a predicted model, not a curated record. The transcript is spliced from 10 exons. NCBI's taxonomy places the organism in Eukaryota, Metazoa, Mollusca, Bivalvia, Ostreida, Ostreidae. The coding region runs from base 112 to 2727 and encodes 871 amino acids.
AUAUCUUAUCAGGACGUUUAGGAAACAGGUACCGACGUGCACCUUUUGAUUCUCAUAAUAUAUCGGGAUGAAUCACUUAGCUCGCCUAUCAGAAGUGAUGUACGUAGGACUAUGUAUGAAGUAGGGACUCCUACAGAAGUGAGGAUAAGGAGAGAAGUGAUGGACACUGAGGAGGCAGUGAGAAAACCUGUGUACAUCAUGAGCAGACUUGACAGAAUACAGAGUGGGAGUAGACGUGAAGGAUUCAGACUGAGGACUUCUGAUGAGGAUUGGAUGUUAUGGCCUCCAGACCACAAGGUGAUAUGUGAUCUUUCCCGGGUCAGUCUCUACCGUAAUCCACAACACACUGUGAUUCUGAUGGAGUGUGAUGAUCUACCACCUGGUUUUACCAGACUUAGCCUGUUAAGCCAAUCCAAUAAUGCAGAAACCGUUUCGUCCUGUGUAGUAAUGAAUGACAAUAUAUAUAUUUCAAGUACAAUAUUCAGAGAAAACUAUUUGCGAUCCUUAAAUACCUAUGGUAUUCGUACUGCUGUCCCUCAUGGACCUUGUUCUUCCUAUUCCAUACUCCAAGCUUUAGAAACUGACGGUGCUUUCUGUUUCAAGUCACAUGACUGGCCAACGUCAGCACUACCGUGGAUAGAGAGAUGCCGUCAACGGGGAUGGCCGAAUCAAACAGUUGUAUCAGAAAUAUUAAGCGGAGGAUUUCAUGUUGUUCCGAUCGGAAGCACACCUGAAAACAAACUAGAAUGGAGAAUUUCAUUCUCUCAAGCUUUAUUCAAUGAAUCAUUGUUUGGUUGUUUAUCUGACAUUCUGUAUCUUGCUAUGUACUUCUACAGAACACUGCUAGAACAGGGAAUGAGUAAGAAGCAUGGUGUGACUUUAUUACAAAUCCCACCUCUAGUGAUGUUACGCAUGUUGUUUAUACUGAAUCACCACAGACUGGGUGACACAGUGACGUCACAACAAUCUCUACAGGAUCUACAGACUCUGCUUCUCUAUGAUGACGGGGUUUAUGAAUUAAACGAGUUAAUUGAAGAGCAUUUUGGAAAAUCGUCUUUCCUUGUCAAUACAGAUGUAAAUAAUGCAGUAUUAAAUAACACUGAUUCCGAUGAUGAUUUAAAUCCAGAAAUUUUAUCGGAAAGUUUAUCAGCAGAAGAUUUUGAGAAAUUAGCGUUAGGAUGUCCAUGUUCGAAAAAAUGUUUAGAACAAUUAGAAAGAAAGUUGGUGAUAGAACAUAUUCUGAAUGUCAGGGAACUCUCUAAGUCAGAGAAGGACAUGCAUAUCAUGGGGGCCAUCAAGGUCAAUGGAUCAACGAUGAAGAAAAAUCAAGAUGAUAUCAAGCGACAUCGCUUUUGUUAUUGCUUCAAUGGAACUGAUGUAUGUGUUGCUGCCUUCCGGAUUAUUUACGAUAUUGGAGAAGAAAUGCUAAAAAACAUUGCAAAACAUGUCGUUACUAACGGAAUCACUCCUCAUGACUAUUGUCUCCCCCAACCUGCCGCCCCUAGAGGAAGAGAUGAAGACCCACCCAUAUACCUGCCCGCUUCACAUACAAAGAAACAUGUGUAUGAGGUCUACAAAAGCGCUUCACCGGACAAAUUUGUGGGUAGUUCAGUAUUUUAUGAUCUUUGGAAGAAACUUCUGCCGCACAUAAGAGUAAGCACUCCAAAAGAUGAUGUUUGUUUUAAGUGCGAGUCUCACAGGAAAGCCGUGGAAGAUGCCAGAUCAGAAGAGGAGAAAGUGGAGGCAACACGGGUAUACCUUGCACAUAUUGAAGAAGCCAGAAGCGAAAGAGAGGUUUAUAAAGAGUGCGUCCAUAAAUCCAAGGAAGAAUUGGAAGGCUACGUCCGCCCAGAUGGACCAAUCCAACAUCAAGCUUCAAACUUUUUGAAGGUGCAUUAUACAUUCGAUUUCGCACAGUCUCUUAUAUUGCCACAUCAUGCCAGACAAAUUGGACAACUCUACUUUACAACACCAAGAAAAAUACAUCUCUUCGGGGUACGACUUGAUGGACUCUCUAAACAGCUGAAUUACAUGAUGGAUGAAGAUGAAACAAUUGGGACUGAUGGUUCAUUGGCUCACGGACCGAAUUCAGUUAUUUCCAUGAUUCACCACGCUUUUCAAACUUAUGGACUGGGUGAAGUAAAUUGCAUCCUUCAUGCAAACAACUGUGGAGGCCAAAACAAAAACAGAUUUGUCAUAGGUUACUUCUGUUGGCGGGUCUUGGUAGGACUGCACAAGAACAUCAGUUUCAUGCUUCAAAUACCGGGUCACACAAGAUGCCUGGUUGACGCUGGUUUUGGACAAAUAAAAAAACUCUACCGACGAUCAGAUUGUGACACAAAAGAAGAUAUUGCCAGAGUAAUAGAGCAAUCCUCUAAGUCAAACACAGUUGUUAAAUACUCAGCAGAAGAUUCUUGGGUAUGGAGGGACUGGAAAAGUUACUUAUCGCUGCGAUUUAGAGCACUUAAGGGAAUCCAGCAGUAUCAACACUUUCGAUUCAGCACCCAUGCUCCGGGAUGUGUAUUUGUGAAACGACGCGCCGAUUCAGAAGAAAACAAGGUGAAUCUUCUUAUACCAGGGGCACCCGCAUCAACUUUAGAGGAUUUACCCGCUGAGUUAGCCACUGGUGGUAUCACGGAGGAGAGGCAGAGAUACCUGUACCGUUUUGUCAGGCAUCUUGUGCGACCAUCCGCCCAAGACCAGACCUGCCCCGCUCCAGAAGAGUGA